AUAUUCUUUUAAAACAACAUGGCGGCGCACAUGUGCCUUCAAGUCUUUGCUGGCUGCUACGAAAGGACCACUUUCGGAUACGAUUUAUUGGAAAAUGAAUCGGAGGAUGGUUGCCAGUAUUCCUUCAAAGGGAGGUUUACAAACAAUGCCCACACCGGCUGCAUCAAGUCCCUGGCCGCAAGCAGUCGUCACUUAGCCUCGGGGAGCACCGAUGAACUUGUCAAUCUUUAUGAUCUGGAGAAGAAUGUUGAGCUGGGAUCUCUCCUGCAGCAUGAUGGUUCUGUGACAUCACUAAGUUACCAUGACGAUGGCCACAUGGUCAGUGGUGGAGAAGAUGGGGUCAUUUGCAUAUGGGGCACCAAGAACUGGGAGUGUAUGAAGAUUCUCAAGGGCCACAAAGAUGCUGUUAACUCAGUAGCAGUACACCCUUCUGGUAAGAUAGCCCUCUCCGUCAGCAAAGACAAGACGUUACGGACGUGGAACUUACUCAAAGGCAGAGCAGCUUACACAACCAAUAUUAAGAAAGUUUCAGACAUCGUUCUAUGGUCACCCGAUGGUCAGCUCUAUGCGGUCAUCACUAACGACCUUGUGGAGAUCUAUGACAUCACUACUGCUACCGUCUGCUGCUCGUACAAAAGCAAUGUCAAGAUACUCUCUGCAUGUUUCCUAACAGAUAGAGUAUUGGUCACAGCUGGUGAAGGGGAGAUGAUAUCCCUCCUCAAAGUGAAUGACAAGAAGACUAAGCUAUCACAGCUAACAGAAUUCAAGGCACAUGAAAAGAGAAUCAAGUCUCUGAAAUGUGUCAAUGCUCGUGGAAGCAAAUCAAAGCAGACUGAGAAAUGGCUUCUAUCCGCAUCUAGUGAUGGCUUUCUCAAGAUAUGGUGUAUAGAUACAGAAAAGAUCACAGAUUCUCCAGUAUUACUCUCAGAGGUGGAUUCCAAAGCCAGACUGACAUGCUUAGCUGUGAGACAAGCGCCCUCUGUGGUCAGUGAAGAGAAAGAGACUUCCCAGCAAACCACUAAGCGCUCCACAGAAAGCAAAACUGAUGACACAGUGGUGAAGAAGAAGAAGAAGAAGAGCAAACCUUGAUCUACUUCUCUCAGAUCUCCAGAUUUAGAAUUAUCUUUUGUCAGUUUAAGGAAGACCAUUCAAAGCAUAACUUGUUUAGUUCCAUUUAGUUCUAUUCUGGUAUUUUCUGUUCAAAAUAUGGUUAGUCUUAAAACUAGCAUUGCACUCUAAAUAAAGGUGAAAGCGCUCUGUGAGUGGGCGAGACCGAAACAUUCCAGAAAUUUGGCGUGUUCAGAAGUUGACUUCAAACGAUGGCCUUUAAAUAUGAAAAUCUCUUUUUUUACCCUUUAAAUGUUAUGUAUGUGAAUGUGUGGUAUUGUUUGGAGAAUGAUAUUAUGUUGUCUAAUGAUAUAAAAUU
Strongylocentrotus purpuratus (purple sea urchin) is the source of this 1426-nucleotide messenger RNA. RefSeq names its product p21-activated protein kinase-interacting protein 1-like. Bases 19 to 1089 code for a protein of 356 amino acids. Gene Ontology annotation, molecular function: protein binding. Lineage: Eukaryota; Metazoa; Echinodermata; Echinoidea; Camarodonta; Strongylocentrotidae. The transcript has 9 exons. The record is from RefSeq and is a predicted model, not a curated record.